AUGCACUCGACGUUCGAAGAAGACGAUGUGCGAGGUGUGAGACGGCGCUUGUGCCUAGUCUCUUUUUCCGUACGUCGUGGCGAAGGACGGCACGGAAGAUCGCGCUUUUCGAAGGACGACGCUCGUGGCUCGAUUCGGUCUGACCGACGCGAGACCGAAAGCUCCAUUUGCGAAGCAACGAACGGUUCCCCUUUCCGCGCUAAUGUGGGACAAGCAAAAGCCAAGCAAAGGCGCUGGAAUGAGCGUCCAGAGGGUGAAGCUUCACGUCUACGUUUUCUUUCAGCGGAGGCGUCAGUCCGGACUCUGAUAGCCAACGGUGACAGUGCGUUUUGCAUCCAGCGUCGAUUGUGGUCCAAUCAAAAGGCAGAUCUGAGCGAUGUCAGCUGCAGUGAUCGACCUUUCGUGCUUGCGGUGUCUGAAGAUGCAAGGAAGAGUUCCGGACCAGGCAAGAAAGUCGACGACCGCCAUCUGCAAGCACCAGGAAAAGAUGCAGCUUCGACCCUUCUCUGGCAGAUUCAACUCUGGAAAUCUGGCUCGAGGAAUAUCCACUACGCAGCGCGAUUCCGCAGGGCCUCUCCAUUUGACCGGCGCCUUUCGGACUUCAUCUGGACAUGCAACGAGCCCUCCUCCUGGCCAGAAGGUCUGCGUACAGCUGGCCGGGAACGUUAG
Molecule: messenger RNA, 669 nt
Organism: Pseudozyma hubeiensis SY62
Lineage: Eukaryota; Fungi; Basidiomycota; Ustilaginomycetes; Ustilaginales; Ustilaginaceae
Exons: 2
Coding region: 1-669 (222 amino acids)
Source: RefSeq, a predicted model, not a curated record